This is a messenger RNA of Spirodela intermedia, 3435 nucleotides long. Lineage: Eukaryota; Viridiplantae; Streptophyta; Magnoliopsida; Alismatales; Araceae. The record is from the annotation of a GenBank genome assembly.
AUGGCGCCCUCUCUCCUCCUCUUCCUUUUCUUCAUUCUCUUCCUCAUCUCCGCCACAGCGCAGCAGCAGCAGUUCUCGCCGGAGACCCUCGCGGAGAUCAGAGCGUUGGAGGACUUCCGGUCCUCUCUCCGCGAUCCCCUCGGAGGUCUCUCAGGAUGGGACGCCACCUCACCGUCCUCCCCCUGCUCCUGGCGCGGUGUCCUCUGCUCCAUCUCCGGCGAGCCCCGUGUCAUCGAACUCCGUCUCCCCCACCUCCAGCUCUCUGGUUCCCUCUCCGGCAGCCUCUCAGAUCUUUCUCAACUCCGCAAGCUCAGCCUUCGCGGCAACGCCUUCAAUGGCACCAUUCCCGUCUCCUUCUCCCGUCUCCACCAGCUCCGCUCCCUCUUCUUGCAGAACAACUAUCUCUCCGGUCCCCUUCCGCCUGGUUUCCCUUCCAACCUCACCGCUCUCCAGGUCCUCAACCUCGCCGGUAACCAACUUUCCGGCGAGAUGCCUUCCGGCAACCCUCCCUUGCUCCGCUACUUGGAUCUCUCCUCCAAUGGCUUCUCCGGCGAGAUACCCGGCGAUAUCUCUGCGGCGCGGAGGCUCCAGUUCGUCAACCUCUCCUUCAAUCACCUCCGGGGGAUGAUUCCCGCCGCCAUGGGGGAGCUCCAGGAGCUUCUGUACCUCUGGCUGGACUGGAACCAGCUCGAAGGGACUCUGCCCGCGGCUCUCGCCAACUGCAGUUCUCUGUUGCACCUUAGCCUACAGGGGAACGCCCUCCAGGGCAUCGUCCCCCCGGCGAUCGGCGAGAUCCCCACGCUCCAGGUGCUGUCGCUCUCUCACAACAACCUAUCCGGCUCAGUCCCCUCCUCCAUCUUCUUCACCGCGUCGAGCUUCUCGUCUUCUCCGACGCUCCGGAUAGUGCAGCUAGGGUUUAACGACUUCACUGACCUGGCCUCUCCGCCGGUUGACAUUGCCGGAGCUUUGCCAUCUUCCAGUAUCUUGCAGAUACUGGACCUCAAGAACAACAGGAUCGCCGGCCAGUUCCCUGCCUGGUUGAUGUACCUCCCGACGCUGGCCAUCUUGGACCUCUCCGGGAACCAGUUCCACGGGCCUCUGCCGGCGGCCGCUGGGAGGCUGUCGAACCUCCAAGAGCUGAGGCUGGGGGGAAACCUGCUCGACGGCGGCAUCCCCUCGGAGAUCGCUGGAUGCACUUCUCUGCAAGUUCUUGAUCUUGCCGACAACCUCCUGACAGGCCUGAUCCCUCCUGUUCUUGGUGACCUCGGUCGUCUAAAGGAUCUCUGGCUGGGUGGCAAUCUCUUCUCCGGCGGGAUUCCGGCGAGUUUGGCGAAGCUCUCCGGGCUGGAAACCCUCUCUCUGAGGGAGAACAACCUGUCGGGGAACAUUCCGUUAGAGGUGACUCAGAUGACUAGCGUCACCUUCUUGGAUAUCUCCGGGAAUGGACUCUCUGGCGAUAUCGCCGCCACCAUCGGGGACCUCCGAGCUCUACAGAGCCUGAAUCUCAGCAGCAAUAGCUUCCACGGUCCCAUCCCGAGCUCGAUAGGGAAGCUGUUCAGCUUGAGAUCCCUCGACUUCAGCGGGCAGAACUUCUCCGGCCAGAUUCCCAACGACCUGUUCGGAUUGCCGAACCUCCAGUUCGUCUUCCUCGGCGACAACUCCUUCUCCGGUGAGGUCCCCGAAGGUUUCAGCAGCCUGUCGAGGCUUCGUCAGCUGAACCUGUCGUUCAAUACCUUCUCUGGUUCGAUCCCGUCGACCUUUGGCUACCUCAGGUCUCUGACGAUCCUUGACCUGUCGCACAACAAGCUCUCCGGUGAGAUCCCCGGGCAGGUCUCUCAGCUGGUUAAUCUGACAGUGCUCGAUCUCAGCAAGAACGCCCUCUCCGGCAGAAUACCCUCUGCAAUCUCCGGGUGCUCUUCCUUGAUUGCUCUUCUUCUGGAUGGGAACCGGCUCUCCGGCGUCGUCCCGAAGGAGAUCUCCGCUCUGAGCUCGCUCCAGUCAUUGGACCUCUCUGCAAACAACCUGACGGGGGCGAUCCCGGGGGGAGUCGCUCUGAUACCCUCCCUGAGGUACCUGAACGUCUCCGACAACGACAUGGAAGGGGAGAUUCCGGCGACUCUGGGCUUCCGCUUCAAAGAUCCUUCUCUGUUCGCUGGCAACCCUGGCCUCUGCGGCAGGCCUCUGGCGGCGACCUGCGCCACCGGCAGCGACGGCAGCGAGAAGAGGAGGCGGAGGAGGCGAGCGAGGCAGAUCCUGUUCAUCUGCGUCGCCGGAGCGGCCGCCGUCGUCGUGGUGGCGGUGCUCUGCUGCUGCGGCGUUUUGAUCCUGGUGCGGCGGCGGAGGCGGCUCCUGGACGCCCGAGCCGGGGUGAAGAAGCGGAGUCCGCGGCGGCGGAGCGGCAGCGCGAGCAGCGGCGAAGGCGGCGGGCCGAAGCUGGUGAUGUUCACCAGCAGGGUCACCUACGCCGACACCGUCGAGGCGACGAAGCAGUUCGACGAGGAGAACGUGCUCAGUAGGGGCAAGCACGGGGUCGUCUUCAAGGCUUGUUAUGUCGACGGGAUCGUGCUCUCCGUCCUCCGACUGCCCUCCGCCUCCGCCGACGGCGGCGGCGCCGUCGUUGUGGAGGAGGGGACGUUCCGGAAGGAGGCAGAGGUGCUGAGCAAGAUCAGGCACCGGAACCUCACCGUCCUGCGGGGGUACUACGCAGGCCCUCCGCCGGACGUGCGACUGCUGGUGUACGACUACAUGCCGAACGGCGACCUGGGGACGCUGCUGCAGGAGGCCUCCCGUCAGGACGGGCAGGUCCUCAACUGGCCGAUGCGCCACCUGAUCGCCGUCGGCGCCGCCCGGGGGCUCGCCUUCCUGCACGCCAGCGCCGUCGUCCACGGCGACGUAAAGCCGCAGAGCGUCCUCUUCGAUGCCGACUUCGAGCCCCACCUCUCGGACUUUGGCCUCGACCGGAUGAUGGUGGUGGCGGUGACGCCGGCCGCAGCGGCGGCGGGGACCUCCACCUCGGCGGCGCCGCCGGUGGGGUCGCUGGGGUACGUGGCCCCCGAGGCGGCGGCGUCGGGGCGGACCAGCCGGGAGGCGGACGUGUACAGCCUGGGGAUCGUGCUGCUGGAGUUGCUCACGGGGAGGAGGGCGGUGAUGUUCUCGUCGUCGGAGGAGGAAGAGGAUAUUGUGAAGUGGGUGAAGAGUAAGUUGCAGAGGGGGGAGAUAUCGGAGAUGAUGGAGCCGGGGUUACUGGAGCUGGACCCGGAGUCGUCGGAGUGGGAGGAGUUCCUGCUGGGGGUGAAGGUCGGCCUCCUCUGCACGGCGCCGGACCCGAUGGACCGGCCGUCCAUGGCGGAGGUCGUCUUCAUGCUCGAGGGCUGCCGGGUGAGCGCCGACGUCGCCUCCUCCGCCGAUCCCACGGCCCGCCUGUCGCCGCCGUGA